Messenger RNA from Brassica oleracea var. oleracea, 1881 nucleotides. RefSeq lists its product as uncharacterized. The transcript is spliced from 9 exons. NCBI's taxonomy places the organism in Eukaryota, Viridiplantae, Streptophyta, Magnoliopsida, Brassicales, Brassicaceae. The record is from RefSeq and is a predicted model, not a curated record. The coding region runs from base 202 to 975 and encodes 257 amino acids.
UCUGGGAGGCUCUUCUCCUCAUCCCAAUUCACUUCGUCUUCUCACCUUCAAACCGUAGACUCUGCGUUUUUCAUCGAUUCUUCACAAUCAAUUUCGCAAUCAAUCUCUUCUUAAUGGUUUUGUUUCAUCUCCCUCCUUUCCUUCUUCUUUAUAUAUUGUUUUCUCCUUCGUGUUCGAAUCAAAACCCUAGAAACUCGAUCGAUGGCGAUGAAACCGCAUGGGAAGUCUAUUGUCUCCUCCGAUUACGACGAAAAAGUCCUCUUCCUCAAAGAUCUCUCGCUCGGUCCCCACGAAGCUCAGUUGCGGUUUCGGCUCAUCCAUUUCUGGGAGGUUUGGAACCCGCUAAAGAAGACGCUUAUUGGCAUGGAGAUGCUACUCAUCGACGAACAGGGAACUGUUAUUCAAGGAUUCAUUUCGCCAGGGAGAAUUGAAAUAUAUUUGCCAAAGAUGAAGCGAGGAUCUGUUUACAAACUCGACAACUUCUACGGUUCCAGAAACAAGUCGGUGUUUCGGGUUGCUGAUCAUACCGUUACUGUGUCGUUCUCAUGGAACUCGGAGUUGACGGUUCUUCUAGACUGUCCCAGUCAGUUUGAUGAGGACCGUUUCCGGUUUCUUUCAUAUGAAGAGUUUCAAGCUAACUGCGAUCUCAAAGGAGACCUCUACGAUGUUGUUGGCCACAUGAAGUUGGUUAAUGGUCAGAGUAUCCUUGAGGCCCCAGUUCUUGACGAAGUGGAGAUAGCAAAGGCGAGGCGUGUUCUGAUUCAUGUCCAAUCACAUGAUGGCCCGGUCAUGAAGCUAUCUAUACCUUUGGGAUUAGGCUGCGAGAGAGUUCUGCAAAAAGUUCAAGUCGUACGAGGGCACACCCACUGUGUUACUGGUCACGACCGUAAACACAAAGACUCUCGGAGGUACUCUUGCUUUGACUUCAAUGUCCUCUUCGCGUGUUUAUGGACUACGAUGUCCAGCCUACCAUAGAUUACUUCAGUUGGUUGGGAUCUAAUCCAGAUAUUGCUGAGCAGGUUAACGCAGAGGUCGUCACCAAACGUGAGACAAUGACUAUAGGAGAGAUAUUCUCCUAUAUCGAGCAGGAAUCCGCAAAGGACGCCUUCUUCGAGUGCACGGCUACGAUCGACGACGUCGUGCAUGGUUCUUCUUGGUACUACAUUGCCUGCAGUGGGUGCCAUAGUAAGGUUAGCAAAGGUCCAACUUCGUUGCUCUGCACAAACAAGAAGUGUGGAAAGGUUAACGUAUCUGGUGUUCCACAGUACCUGUCAAAGAUAUCCGUUUAUGACAACAGUGACCAAGCUGUUUUUGUGCUACUUGGAGAUGCUGGUCGUGAGCUGACUGGGAAGCCAGCGUCAGAGUUAGUCAGAAGCUAUUUUGAGCUAAUGGGAACGAAGGAGUUAACCUUGAGGCGCCUAUUCCAGAAGCUCUAAUCAGUACCAUCGGUCAGAAGCAUAAGUUUUGUGUCAAAGUUACAGAGCAUAACUUAUCGGGUAAGACUCGAUCUCUUACCGUGACCAAGAUCCUCUCUCUAGACACUCCACCAGCCACAGCGUCUUCAGAAUUUAACCAUACUACUGCGACGUCUGAGGAGACAUCCCAAAACCGUGUGGAUUCAGCAGAUGGGAGUAAGGGCGCCUGUUGCAGUUCUGAGCUGGAGAGAGCUAAACGUCGUAAGUGUGGGAACUAGAGUUCUCGUGACACUUCUCAAAGAUUGCAACUCCUAUUCAGUUUACGUGUUUGUCUCAUUUACAAUUGCAUGCAUGUUUUUUCAUUUUGUCUUUUGAAUUAUGAGAGUUUUUUCCUUGACUAUGGUUUUCUCUCAUUUUGAAUUUUCAGAGUUUUUUUUGAGUUAUUUGAUAUCAAAUAUCAGUGUUU